AUUGUCUGUUUGUUCUGACCUUAAGAAACCCGCCAAAGAGGGAUUUUGUAAAAAAGUAUGCCAAGGGAUUAUGACAAACGCCCUCGGUCAAGAUCUCAUGAUCGAUACAGGGAUCGCAGUGACAAUUGCGAACGUUCCCGUAAGCAUCGAGAGGACUACCAUCGAAGAGAUCGUGAUCACGGAUAUGAUUAUGAGGAAAGAGAUGUAGAAAGAAGUCGAUACCGACAUGAGAAAGAAAAAAGAAGGGAUCGUGAUAGCCGACGAAAGCAUGAACAAAAUCAUAAUGAUGAAAAGUGGAAGCGUCGUACACGCUCUAGGAGCCCUGUGCCUACAGCUGAAGCAGAAACCGUAGAGUAUGAAGAGGCAGAACCAACUGAACCUGUAACCGAGGAGGAGGCAGAAAUGAUGCGCACAAUGGGUUUCUGCAAUUUCGGUACUACAAAGGGAAAACAUGUGAUUGGAAACAGCGUUUAUGUGGCAAACAUUGCGAAACAGCGAAAGUAUCGUCAAUACAUGAAUCGUCGUGGAGGUUUCAAUCGCCCUCUUGAUCCAGUUGCUUAGAUACUUGUAUAUAUUCUUCCAAAACGCGCUUAAUAUAACCAAAUGCAUUGAUAGCAAACAUAACCGCAUUGUAAUAUGGAUUUCACAAAAUAAGAUUCUCCAACUAUUUCCUAUACACAAUAAAUGUAUAUGUUACGUUAAGAAGUGGGAAACUUACGAAAAAUAAACAAUACACUACUUCACUUUUCGAGCUGGUUUUAUUUAAAAAGAGACUAGUAUUUGAAGUAAACUGUCAAAGCCACAUGUUUCUUAUAACAGCAUUAAGAGUAAUUUUUGUCAUGCGUGUAUCAUCUUCAUUUCAUACGAAUCGUGAGUAAGUCGAUCUUCAGUAUUAUUUACAAUCAGCUUGGUUUGCCUAUGUUGUACACUUUGAUUACGCAAUCAGAUCUUUAUAUACUUUAAAA
Schistosoma turkestanicum is the source of this 965-nucleotide messenger RNA. The record is from the annotation of a GenBank genome assembly. NCBI's taxonomy places the organism in Eukaryota, Metazoa, Platyhelminthes, Trematoda, Strigeidida, Schistosomatidae.